GAGACAGACAGCAUCCUCAGACAGCAUCCCUGUCCGCGUGCACCGAUCCUGGUGUCAGCUGGAGAGAGACAGACAGGCGGAGAGCGAGAGACAGGCAGACAGAGAGACAGACAGAGCCACAGACAGGCAGAUAGACCGACAGACAGGCGGGCGGCAGCGGGCUGUGCAGCAGCAGCAGGCCGGCUGUGGACACUCCGUGGCCGGCCUGCUCCAUGGGGGAGACCCGGAUCAUCUACCACCUGGAGGACCAGGAGACCCCUUACCUGGUCCGGCUCAGCGUGCCCGCGCACCGCGUCACCCUGGCCGACUUCAAACACGUCCUCAACAAGCCCAACGUCAAAUUCUUCUUCAAGUCCAUGGACGAUGACUUCGGGGUGGUCAAAGAAGAAAUCUCUGACGACAACGCCAGGCUGCCAUGUUUCAACGGGAGAGUCGUCUGCUGGCUGGUGUCAGCAGAGGGCUGUCAGUCAGAUGGUGGGGGGCUGGACAACCAGGCAGAAGCCACACCCACAAGCCAACUCCCACCUCUAGCCCCGCCCCCUCUGGAGAGGACUGGAGGGAUUGGAGACUCCAGACCUCCAUCAUUCCAUGCCCACACUGUCAGCAGUCAGGACGACCUGGACGAGUCGGAGGGCGAGUUGGUCGUUUCCCAAAGAAGAGAGAGAGAGAGAGACAGGCAGAGGAGAGAUGUGAGUGACCAAGGGAGCCGUCUGAACGGACACGCCCCUAGACCGGCGGAGCAGAAGGGGGCGGGGCCAGCGGGUGGCGACAACUCAUCGACGCUGCAGAGCAGCGAAUUAGAAACAACCAGCUUCUGUUCAUCUGAGGAAGACUCAGGAGGAAGGUUCAGCCAAUCAACAGAGCAGAGCAGCUCGUCACACCUCGUCAGACGACAGCGCCGUCGCCACCGGAAACCGAAAGCCCCACGCAUGGAGAGGUCUCUGUCUUUCAGCAGUGUAACUGACUCCACCAUGUCGCUCAACAUCAUCACUGUCACUCUAAACAUGGAGAGGUAUAACUUCCUGGGUAUCAGUAUUGUGGGUCAGAGUAAUGACAGAGGAGACGGAGGGAUUUACAUCGGCUCUAUCAUGAAGGGAGGAGCGGUGGCAGCAGAUGGACGAAUAGAGCCGGGAGACAUGUUACUGCAGGUGAACGACAUCAACUUUGAAAACAUGAGUAAUGACGACGCCGUGCGAGUACUGAGAGAGAUCGUCCACAAGCCAGGCUCCGUCACAUUGACGGUGGCAAAGUGUUGGGAUCCAAACCCACGAGGCUGCUUCACCCUGCCAAGGAGUGAGCCGGUCCGUCCCAUCGACCCUGCUGCCUGGGUGUCCCACACAGCAGCCAUGACGGGGGGGCUGCUCCCCCACUACGGCUUGCAGGAAGACCAUCACCUCACCAUCCACAGUGACAUGGCAGCUGUUGCCAAGGCGAUGGCCAAUCCUGAGUCAGGGCUGGAGGUCCGGGACAGGAUGUGGCUGAAGAUCACCAUCCCCAACGCCUUCAUAGGUUCAGACGUGGUUGACUGGCUCUAUCAUCAUGUCGAGGGCUUCACUGACCGCCGUGAAGCUCGGAAAUACAGUAGCAACCUGCUGAAGGCCGGAUACAUCCGCCACACCGUCAACAAGAUCACCUUCUCCGAGCAGUGCUACUACGUGUUUGGAGACCUCUGUGGAAACAUGGCCAUCCUGUCGCUGCUGGAUCAUGAAGUAGGAGGAGGAGGAGGAGGAGGAGGAGGAGGAGGAGGAGGAGGCGGCUCAGACCAGGACUCGCUGGCUGCUCUGUCCCAUCCUGCAGCCUCGGGCCCCCAGUGGCCCCCAGCCUUCCCCUACCAGUACCCCAUCCCCCACCCAUACAGCUCCCCCCAUGUCCUCCACCAGCUCCCCGGCUGGGGAGGAGCAGGAGGAGGAGGAGGAGGAGGAGGAAGCCAGCACAGUGACGGAAGUCACAGCAGUGGAUCAAACCAGAGCGGCGGUCAGAAGGAGGUGGGAGGAGCCGGAGGAGGAGCCGGAGGAGGAGCAGGAGGCGAAUCCAAGUCAGCAGGAGGCGAAUCAGAGUCCACUAAACAGGAAGUGAAUGUGACGAGCAGCGAACAAGCGGAGGCCGCGGAGCUUCCGGGUGACGACAGCGCUCAGUGCCCCUCCUCUGGUCUCCAUGGUAACAGUGACUCCGCCCCGCUGCCAGCCUCCCCGCCCGAAGGUCGCGACCUUUCCUCUGUCCCGCCCGAAAUCACCGCCUCCCGCCAGUCUUUCCGCCUGGCCAUGGGAAACCCCAGCGAGUUCUUUGUGGAUGUCAUGUGACCCUGUGGCGAUGAUGUCACUGCAGGUCAGGUGAUGGUGGGAGUAACAAACAACAACAACAACAACAACAACAACAACAACAACAACAACUAACGGUCCAGGUUUCCAAAAGGACUGCUUUGUACAGUUUUCUGCUAAAAGGAUAAAAGAUUCAUACCGAAUUAUUUCUUAGUAAGUUUAAUAUAUCAAGCUUGUCAUGCCAAAAGUGUGUAAGACGUCACUGUGUGUGUGAGAGAGAGAGAGAGAGAGAGAGAGAGAGAGAGAGAGAGAAAGAAGGUGGGGGUGGGUUGGCUAAAAUACAUGUGAACUUGUUUCCAGCUGCUUGAACUGGUAUAUUUUAUAUUUCCAACAGUUUCAGGCUUCAGAGGUCAGAGGUCUUGUUGUUAGCCUAGCCCCGCUAACACCCUGCUAGUGAAAACUGAAAAAUGUCUUUGAUCAGAUCCUCCCUGGGUUAGGGUUAGGGUUAGGAUUAAUGGGAUUAGGAUUAGGGUUAGUGUUUAGAAAAGUCUUCCCUGAGUCCCAAGCAGACUUUAGUCUUUACUGUCUGUGAUGUCACGUCGCCCGGGGCAGGGCGUUAGCGGGGCGAGGCUAACAGCAGGCAGCUACAUGAGCUAGCACCCUGGAUCAGAGCUGUGUUGACUAUCUCUGUCCACAUCUGGGAUUAUGGAUCCAGCAGAUUUCAUCUGCGGGGAAAAUCCCUGUUGUUCCCACAUGGUCAUCCUGUCAGUGUGUGAUUGAAAGCUGGUGUUUAAAACUUGGAUGUUUUUGUCAG
Molecule: messenger RNA, 3072 nt
Organism: Myripristis murdjan (pinecone soldierfish)
Lineage: Eukaryota; Metazoa; Chordata; Actinopteri; Holocentriformes; Holocentridae
Gene: dvl3b
Product: dishevelled segment polarity protein 3b
Exons: 15
Coding region: 213-2300 (695 amino acids)
Biological process (GO): intracellular signal transduction; canonical Wnt signaling pathway
Cellular component (GO): cytosol
Molecular function (GO): frizzled binding
Source: RefSeq, a predicted model, not a curated record